Molecule: messenger RNA, 2214 nt
Organism: Etheostoma cragini (Arkansas darter)
Lineage: Eukaryota; Metazoa; Chordata; Actinopteri; Perciformes; Percidae
Gene: eed
Product: embryonic ectoderm development
Exons: 12
Coding region: 53-1384 (443 amino acids)
Biological process (GO): negative regulation of transcription by RNA polymerase II
Cellular component (GO): ESC/E(Z) complex
Molecular function (GO): protein binding; nucleosome binding
Source: RefSeq, a predicted model, not a curated record
UACCCGGCAGCAAUUGCGGCGUCGGAGCGGAAGAGGCGGAGUUUGAGCCAAAAUGAGGGAAAAUAAGAACAUGUCCGAGUCCCCAUCUCAAGCGGGAAAAGAAAUACCAGCGAAAAAGCAGAAACUAAGCAGUGACGAGAACAGCAACCCAGAUUUAUCAGGAGACGAGAACGAUGAUGCCGUCAGCGUGGAGAGUGGGACCAACGCAGAGCGCCCAGACACUCCCACGAACACGGCCAACGCCCCGGGCAGGAAGAGCUGGGGCAAGGGCAAGUGGAAGUCCAAGAAGUGCAGAUAUUCUUUUAAAUGUGUCAACAGCCUGAGGGAGGACCACGGCCAGCCGCUGUUUGGAGUCCAGUUCAACUGGCACAGCAAGGAGGGAGACCCGCUGGUGUUCGCCACAGUCGGGAGUAACAGGGUAACUUUGUAUGAAUGUCACUCUCAGGGAGAAAUGAGACUCUUGCAGUCUUAUGUCGAUGCAGAUGCCGAUGAGAACUUCUAUACGUGUGCCUGGACCUACGACACAAACACAAGCCAUCCUCUGUUGGCUGUCGCCGGGUCCCGAGGCAUCAUCCGGGUGAUCAACAACAUCUCAAUGCAGUGUAUCAAGCACUAUGUAGGUCACGGAAAUGCCAUCAAUGAGUUAAAGUUCCAUCCAAGGGAUCCAAAUCUCCUCCUGUCAGUCAGCAAAGAUCACGCCCUUCGUCUGUGGAACAUACAGACGGACACGUUAGUGGCGAUAUUUGGCGGUGUGGAAGGCCAUCGAGAUGAAGUCCUGAGUGCUGAUUUCGAUCUUCUAGGUGAAAAGAUCAUGUCAUGUGGGAUGGACCACUCCUUAAAACUUUGGCGAAUCAAUUCAGAGAGAAUGCAGAAAGCCAUCCGCGGGUCUUAUGAGUACAACCCCUCAAAGACCAACAGGCCUUUCGUCUCACAGAAAAUUCACUUCCCUGACUUCUCCACUCGAGACAUCCAUAGGAACUACGUGGACUGUGUGCGGUGGCUGGGGGAUCUUAUUCUUUCCAAGUCCUGUGAAAAUGCCAUUGUCUGCUGGAAGCCAGGAAAGAUGGAGGACGACAUCGAUCACAUUAAACCCAAUGAGUCCAACGUGACGAUUCUGGGGCGCUUCGACUACAGCCAGUGUGACAUUUGGUACAUGCGCUUCUCCAUGGACUUCUGGCAGAAGAUGCUCGCUUUAGGAAACCAGGUGGGGAAGCUUUACGUGUGGGACCUUGAAGUUGAAGACCCACACAAAGCAAAGUGCACCACACUGACCCUCCCCAAAUGCACAUCGGCCAUCCGGCAAACCAGCUUCAGCCGCGACAGCAGCAUCUUGAUAGCCGUGUGUGACGACGCUUCAAUCUGGCGCUGGGAUCGACAGCGCUGAGCCCUUUUUCCCACAAGUCAUUUGGGUUCCUGUUGCUUCCUGUCCACCCAACCUGUUGCCCUGUUGUACAGACCGACACUGCAAGAAAUGUCAGUUUGAACAUUUAAUCUUACGUGUGGUCUAAAAAUACAGUAUUUCCUUUAAAAAAAAAAAAAAAAAAAAAAUGCCGGGCAUUCAUGCCAGGAGAAAAUGGUGCCAAGGCAGGGUGAGAUGAUUCCUUUAGUUUUUAUUUCCUGUUGGUCUGUUGGCAGGAUGUUUUAAAGACACGCUUGGUGUCUGAGCAUUUUAUAUCCAACUAAACAUCGGGCAGUUAUUCCAUUUUAGGUGAACGGAUUUGAACCACAACAGUAACAAAAGGCGGACUUUGUUCCAAAUCAUAGAUGAAAAUUGAAAUGUUGAGGAGCAGGAAUCGUAUCAGCAUGUUGGGGAAACUUCUACCUUCAGCAAAGUGCCUUAUAGAUUUCUAUGCAGUCUCCGAUCAUUAAAAGUUUAAAAUAAUCAAUAACACCAGCUUAAUCAAGUGGAAUCAUCUCUGGCAGGUUUUUUUGGGGGGAAAAAUGAGCUUUUAAGACACAACUGAUAAAAUGACCAAAGAUGGUUUUUCUUUGCAGUGUGCCACAUUUUAUAAUCAUUUCACAUGAUAAUUUUAUUUUUCAGUUGUUUUUUUUUGUUUUUUGUUGUUGCAUUUUUUAAAUGCCAUCUUUGUUUGCUUUGAUGCCCUCUCUCCUCCCACCUCCACACAUACACACUUGACAGUUUUUAAUUUACUGUAAAACCGUUUGACGUUGGAGGUUUUGAGUACACUCAAUAAAAGGUAUUUUGUAAAUAUA